This is a messenger RNA of Dujonia railenensis, 1449 nucleotides long. NCBI's taxonomy places the organism in Eukaryota, Fungi, Ascomycota, Pichiomycetes, Serinales, Debaryomycetaceae. The record is from the annotation of a GenBank genome assembly.
AUGAGAUUUAUACCACUCUUCUUGCUUUUGGCCCUUUUCACCACUGUUUUUGCAGCUCCAGCAGCAGACCCUUCCCCAGUAUUAAAGCCUUCAGAGGAUCCCUUUUACGUUCCUCCUGAUGGGUUUGAGUCAGAAGAAGUAGGUACCGUCCUAAGAUUAAGAAAAUCUCCACACCCAUUGAGAAGUGUAUACUUUGAAUUGAAUGUGAAAGAUUCAUGGCAAGUAUUGGUCAGAUCGUCAACUGCAGAGGGAAAUGCAACGGCAGUAGUUACAACUUUGAUUGAACCGUAUAAUGCUAACUCCUCUCGAUUAGUCUCUUAUCAAAUUGCACAAGAUAGUGCCAAAGCGGAUUGUGCUGCUUCAUACGCUUUCCAGUAUGGAGCCGAUGUUGGAGUCAAUCUUGUAGCCGAAGCAGAAAUGUUCCUUAUUCAAAUUGCUCUUAUUCAAGGGUUCUGGGUUAGUGCUCCUGAUUAUGAAGGACCCCAAGCGAGCUUUACAGCUGGAAGGAUGUCUGGAAAGGCUGUCUUGGACACUAUCAAGGGUGUUAUCAGCUCUGCUAAUGAAACGGGAUUAGCAGCAGAGCCUGAUGUAAUCCUUUGGGGGUAUUCUGGUGGAAGUCUUGCUAGUGGUUGGGCUGCCGCAAUGCAACCAUGGUAUGCCCCCGAUUUGGCCCCUAGGUUGAAAGGAGCUGCUUUAGGUGGAUUUGUUACAAAUAUCACGGAAACUGUAGUUGCAGUUGAUGGUUCUCUUUACGCAGGUAUGAUUACAGCGGGUUUUACUGGGUUAUCCAAUGAAUAUCCAUCUUUGAAGAAAUAUAUUACGGAAUAUAUCCCCGAAGAUAGGCUUAGUCAGUUUAAUUUAGCUGGAGAUCAAUGCUUACUUCUCGCUUGUGGAUAUUACAUGUACACACAAAUAUUUAGAGGAGAAGAUAAAUACACGGGUGGGUACGAUAUACUUCAUGAACCUGAAGUAUGGGAUACAUUAAUGAACACAACAUUGGGGGUUGGAAAAGAUGAUUUACCCCAAAUACCGAUUUUCAUCUAUCAUGGAGAAAAGGAUGGCAUUGUACCUUUCGUAAAUACAGAGAGAAUAUAUGAUGUCUGGUGUGAGUGGGGUAUCGGCUCUUUGGAAGUUUCAUCUUCUCAGACCACAAAGCAUGUAACUGAAGCAAUUUUUGGGCUGACAGCUGCUGCAGCUUGGAUUGAUAAAAUGUUUAAUGGUGGUGCUGCAGUACAAGGUUGCAAAAGCACUUCAAGAUAUAACAACUUAUUGUACCCAGGGGUCUUACCAGAAGUAGUUGACUUGGUAGAAUCUGCAGUGAAAUCCAUAUUUGGCUUUGAAAUUGGACCAACAUCACCAAUACAGAGAAGAGAAACAAUCGAUCUUGAUGCUAUAGUGGAAAGAAAGUUAGAAGAAAGGUUUUCAAAUAAAAGACUGAUCAGAUGGUGA